GCAGAGGCAAUUUACAAAACUAGCUAAUGGUGUCUAUUUAAAAGAAUUUGUAGCAAUUUUGCAUGCACAAAACGUACAACAAAUUCAAGCGCAACAAUUUUAGCAAAUUGUUAGGGUUAUGAAUAUUGUUCAUCCUCAAAUCAGGCGUUGAGAAAAGCUUAACAAACUCAAGACUUGCCUCGGAGCAGUGAUGUCAUGUGAACUGGGCUGAGCGAACAGUAGCCUGUGUCUUCAUUGUUUUGCAUAGCGUGAGACAGAAAGAGAGCUCACAAGAGAGGAAGGGAGAUGAAAUAUCAGUCCAAAGUGGGUUUGUGGGGGUUUGAGGGCUAGUUUUUAUAUCUGAUAUACAUAUGGGCCACUAAAACUAAUUGUCUCCACUAUCAGAAAAUAAACAAUGAUUUAGAGCUGAUCAGUAUAAAAAUGAUAUCAUGCAUGUCUAUCAUGUGCUUCUAACUGGAUUUAGCCCUGUAUGUGUUAGUGUGUCAUGAUGUUUCUCUUCUGUCACUUUCCCUCCACCAUCACUGCUCUCUCUCUUACACUUAUUCUUCCCUCAUUCCUUCUGAGUCACAAUCCUGGAGAGAAAACUGCAGAGAGAAUAGUCCUGUGUUUCUCCACUCUUUCAGGACGUCUGCAGGAACUCGAUGUUCUCACAGUCACACCCUCCACCGCUUCUGAGUUACAUGCAUAUCAUAGAGUCUCUGGGUAUAAUGAUCUACAAGGCUUUGGAUUACGGCCUGAAGGAGCAUGAGGAGAGAGAACUCAGCCCUCCUCUGGAGCAGCUCAUCGACCUCAUGACCAACAUGGCAGACACAGAAACAGACUGUCCUGAUGAAGGAUAUGAGGCAACAGAAGAAGAGGAUGAGGGAGAGGAAGAACCUGCAGAAGUCUCCAACAUUCGUGGCUACCGUGACAUUAUUUCUCUCUGCACGUCUCACCUCCCCAGCCCAUCGGAUGCUCCCAACCACUACCAAGCCGUAUGUCGAGCCCUGUACGCAGAGACCAAGGAGCUACGCACCUUCUUGGAGAAGAUCAAGUGUGCCAAAGAGAAUUUACGAAAGAUGGAAGGAGAAACAGAGCAGCCCGUCAAAGACCUGAAUGAGCUGCAAAAUGCUGACUGGGCACGGUUUUGGGUGCAGGUGAUGAGGGACCUGAGACAUGGUGUGAAGCUGAAGAAGGUCCAGGAGCGUCAAUAUAAUCCUCUACCCAUCGAGUUCCAGCUCACGCCUUAUGAGAUGCUCAUGGACGACAUCCGCUCCAAACGCUACAAACUUCGCAAGGUCAUGGUCAAUGGUAACAUUCCUCCGAGGUUAAAGAAGAGUGCCCACGAGAUCAUACUGGAGUUCAUUCGAUCCAGACCUCCACUGAAUCCUGUUUCUGCUCGUAAGCUAAAGCCUCACACUCCAACACCUCCAAGCCUUCAUGAACGUAUCCUGGAAGAGAUCAGGUCGGAGAGAAAGCUGAGGCCUGUCUCACCUGAUAUGAUCCGUAGGAGUCGACUCGGCGCAGGCAAAAGUAUGAGCACCCCACAGGACUUGUUCCGAAGCUCAGACAUCCCUGACGGACCCCGAAAGUUGGCCGUCAGCACACUGUCCCUGGCCAAUGGCACAUCGCCAGCUCGGAGCCCCGUUAACGGAGUAGCCGGAGGUCAGCCGCUGUCCCAGAGGAAGAGGUUACUCAAAGCACCUACGCUAGCCGAGCUUGACAGCUCAGACUCUGAUGAGGACCAAAACACUCAGAAAUCUGAUAGCAGCUCCAGCAUAUCGACCUCACUGGUUGAAGACACAUCUCCAGAGUCCAUCAUGGGCAAAAAGAUUCCCCCACAGUUCCUGCCUAUAUCUUCCACUCCUCAACCUGACAAACGUAUCGCUCCGCAGAGAAGGCACUCCAUAGAGAAAGAAGCUCCCACCAACGUACGGUCUUUCCUGCCUCCAUCUCGCCAGAACUCCAAAUCUCUGCUGUCUUCGGACAACAAGGCUCACGCAUUAGGCAGCGGUCGUAUGGAGGAGUUCUGCUACCCUGUCGAGUGCCUGACUUUGACCGUCGAGGAGGUGAUGCAUAUCAGACAGGUUCUCGUUAAAGCAGAGCUGGAGAAGUUUCAGCAGUAUAAAGAGGUUUAUAAUGCGCUGAAGAAAGGAAAGCUUUGCUUCUCAUGUCGGACGAAGAAGUUCUCGUUCUUCACCUGGUCUUACACCUGCCAGUUCUGUAAGAGGCCUGUUUGUUCGCAGUGUUGUAAGAAGAUGAAGUUGCCCUCCAAGCCCCAUGCCAGCCUGCCCAUCUCUUCUCUGGGCCCCAGCAUCCUGCCCAAAAAAGAGUCUGGAGCGUCAGCCCCGGCAGAGAAGACCUCCACCACAUCCAGCCACAAGCGCCAUAGCCUUCAGCGUUCCAUGUCCAGAUCAUCAAAGCACGGUGAGCACUCGACCUCCAAAGACGAGCUGGAGCUUCCCGAGCAGUUCACAGAGGACUGGAGCACCAUGGAGGUCUGCGUGGACUGCAAGAAGUUCAUCAAUGACAUCAUCAGCAACAGCAGGCGCAACCUGACCACCAAACGUGCCCGUCUGCACCGCAGGACCCAUUCCGUCUACAUGUCCAACACCAGUUCUUCCAACUUCAAACCGUCUGAACGGACUAUCAAAGAGGUUUAGGAUCUGUCACGGUGUGGUCCUUCCUAUCAAAACUUUCCUGUUUAUACUGUUCUCACCCGUUGUGAACGUGCCAGACAGAAAUAAGCUUGCUAUGUGAAAGGCGUUUUGUUACGUAUGACAGUACGACCACUUUUGUUAGCUUUGUAACGUACCUUCGAUACCUCUUCGUUUCCAUUUAAAAAGUGCCAGAGGCGAAGGAAUAAAGCCGUCCCUCUUCCAGCAUGAGCCCUUAAGCACCAGCCUUCUCAGGAAAUGGUUUGAUUCUGCGAUUAAAGCUUUGGAAUGUAGUUUAACACACUUUAAACUUAUUUUGACCAGCUUCUCAAAAACAGAUGAAUCAACACUGAAUGAAAUGAAAAUGACAGUGUGAAAAAGAAAACGCAAGGCUGCUUUGAUUACUGAAAGGAACAAGGCCUGAAUGUACAUUUUUCAGUAUAGUAAAGAAACAUGGAGUUUGUAAAUAGUAGCUGAAUGAUCAGCCUAAAUGUUAUAGAUGUAAAUAGGCAUCCAAACAGACUUAUUUUCCCCUUUUAGGAAGAACUAGUCGACCAAGAGACUGUAGAUGAACUCAGCCUCCACAACAAUUCAAGAUCAAGUCUUACCAAAUGUUUUUCUUAUUGUUCGUUAAAAUUGCUGCUGUAAUAGUGACAUGGUCCAAAUGAAUGGCGUUUUAGAUAAUAAUUACAGAGAGUACUUACAGAUAUAUAUUUUUCCUCUGUCUGAUGGCAGUGUUUUUGAGCUUUUAGUCAAAGACGGGGGUAAAGAUGUGUUUUUUAGAGCGGAUGCUAAAAGCUGUAGUGUUUCUUAAAGGAGUGAUCGGCUGUGCCAAACAAAUCUCCACAAUCUGAGCAAUACGUGUCUUGGACCUGAUGUACAUAGUCAAUAACAUUUACCGGAGAUGGUGACAGCCCGAAAGGGGGAAAACCAAUACUUUCUUUUAAAUAGGAAGUCACUUUUGUAGGAUAUGUUGUUUAUGUACAUGCUGUAUAUCCGAAUCUCAUCCGAUCCACUGAUCUAUUAAAAUAGGCUCUAUUGCUAUAAAGUUAUGAUUUAUAUUAUUAAUAAUGAUUUUUAUUUUUAAGUGUCAAGUUUUGCUUUCUUUUCAUGUUCAUUUUGAACCUUUGGACAUCUAAAAAUAUUUUGUAAUUUUUCAGCUCCACAUUUAUUUUGAUGUCUUAAAAACUUUGUACAUUUAAGUUAUGUUAUAUUAUAUUAUUAAUGACCCAUUUUGUGCAAUGAAAGACCCCAGGAGUCUUUAACAUCUCGUAAUAUGAAGGUACUUAAGUCAUGUCAGGGUUUUUGGAAAGAUUUUUUUCUGUUUUUCCUUAAUUAAAAAACACACGCACAUUUAUAAAUAUACAUGCACUGCAAUGGUAUACAGGCCUGUAGACUUGUUCUUCUGUUUUGUGCAAAACUGACUGUAUUGCCUUCCUCUAAACUAAAGAAUGAUUGGUGUGCAUGAUGAAAUCUAUGAUUUUUUUUAAAAUAAGAACAGAAUUGCCAAUAAAUAAAGCAUUUGAAAUUUGAA
This is a messenger RNA of Ctenopharyngodon idella (grass carp), 4170 nucleotides long. RefSeq names its product spire-type actin nucleation factor 1a (gene spire1a). The record is from RefSeq and is a predicted model, not a curated record. The coding region runs from base 642 to 2642 and encodes 666 amino acids. Lineage: Eukaryota; Metazoa; Chordata; Actinopteri; Cypriniformes; Xenocyprididae. Gene Ontology annotation, biological process: polar body extrusion after meiotic divisions; establishment of meiotic spindle localization; actin filament polymerization. Gene Ontology annotation, cellular component: cell cortex; cytoplasmic vesicle membrane. Gene Ontology annotation, molecular function: actin binding. The transcript has 18 exons.